Pollicipes pollicipes is the source of this 1258-nucleotide messenger RNA. Its product is annotated as LHFPL tetraspan subfamily member 3 protein. The transcript is spliced from 3 exons. NCBI's taxonomy places the organism in Eukaryota, Metazoa, Arthropoda, Thecostraca, Pollicipedomorpha, Pollicipedidae. The record is from RefSeq and is a predicted model, not a curated record. Gene Ontology annotation, biological process: sensory perception of sound. Bases 38 to 865 code for a protein of 275 amino acids. Gene Ontology annotation, cellular component: plasma membrane.
AUGGGCCUGGCCGGCGCAGCGAGCAAGCCGCGCCGCCAUGGCCGGCGCUCGCGUUCAGUACAUCGAGUCGCGCGAGUACUACACCGUCAACUACGUGCGCUACAGCAGGGCGAUCGGCGUGCUGUGGGGCGUGUUCGCCGUCUGCUACGCCAUCAUUAGCGUGGCCGUGUUCGUGCAGCCGCAGUGGGUGGGCGACACGGCUGACUCGCCCGGAUCCGGCUACUUCGGCCUCUGGCGGCACUGCGCCCACACCGCUUCGCUACAGGGAGACCCCGCUCUGACCUGUGCUGGUCGUCUCUCGGAUCUCUCUACAAACAUCUCGCCGGCAUUCCGCGCCGCCACCGUCUUCGUCGGACUCGCCGUGGUGGUUGCGCUGCUCACCAUCAUCUGCUUCAUCAUGUUCUGCUUCCUUCAUGCAAACACAGUGUUUCGCCUCUGCGCCUGGAUGCAGUUGCUGUCAGGCGUCUGCCUGCUGCUGGCCGUGCUCGUGUUCCCGGCCGGCUGGGACGCGCCGCUGCUGCGGGAGGUGUGCGGUCCCACGGCCGACAAGUACCGGCCUGGCGGCUGCGGCGUGCGCUGGGCGCUAGUGCUGGCCGCCAUCGGCGCGCUCGACGCUCUGGUGCUGGCGGCGCUGGCGCUGGCGCUGGCCAACCGGCGCGUGCUGCCGCCGCCGCAGCCCGAACCGGCCGCCUCGCUGCCGUGGGAGGCGGCCUCGCUGGCCGGCUCGCGGCGCUCGCUGAACCUGCAGCCGGUCAUGCUGAUGCCGCCGGCGGUGCGCGAGGCCGACCGCUGCUCCGAGUACUCAGCAGCGCUCGGCGCACUCGGGCCGGCCGCUCGGGCCGGCGCCGUUCGGGCCCGGCCGUGACUUCCAGCUGUGAGUCCGCGGCCACGGCUCCGCCGGCGGGCAGAACGACCCGAACGGUGUGGUCCUCAGCGAGCCCGGUCACGGAUCUGGCUAGAGGGACCAUCCUAGUUGCUGUUUUCAUGAAUCUCACGAUCCUCAUUCGCAACCGUUGUAGGUAUGGUUGGAAGAGAGGUGACCUCACAGGAAGGCUUUCAUGUGAUGUACAGGUGCCGUGUUCAGUCGCAGUUCGUGCGACUUGCAUUGUCGCUUCUUACGCAACUUUGCUUUAUCUGAAUUACUGUGAUGAGCCAGCCAGUAGAAAGCAUCACUGUUCCUCAGCGUGUGACAGCGAUAGCGUGUCAUGCUCUCAAGGACAUAGUCUAUCAAGAUAAAAUAUAAAUGUAGAUAGCAAGA